GUACCAUCUUACGACCUUCACGCCCAAAAUGCGUUUCUUCUUUCUCGCUGUCACUGCUCUUUUCGUUGCCAUUGCAGAGGCGCAGCUGACGGAAACAAUUGUUGAUGCGAACGCCGAGUCGGUGGUCAUCGUAGUUUCUACAAACACACUGUUGGGAGUUGUUACCACUCAGACGCUGGAAACGCUGACUGGGACGUCUCGUACCACAGCAACGACGGCUCUUACCACAGCAACAACGACGGCUCUGACGACGGCUGCCACAGCUACGACGGCGACCACAAACACGGAUACCACUACCACAGUCGCUCAAGUCGUUGGCGCUCCAGCUUCGACGUCCGGAACCCCUCAUGGGCCGACGCCCUAUACAUACACCACCACUAUCGAUGGUAUCACAACAUUGAUAGUGGACACUUUCACGCCAACAUUCCCUGCCACCACGCCUACAACAGCCCCUGCUACUGGGUCGAUAAUGGCCUUUAGCGAGUACGAGUCCAUAUACGGAACACCAAGUGCUGCGAGUUCCAAGGCUUCGCCGGUGGUCCUCGUAUCGCAAAAGGCAUUGAUGGGAAUGGUCGUGACGACGGUGGUCUGUUUGCUGGGUGGGGUUUGGACAAUACUUGCAUGAGAGUAGUACUUGGACAAAGACAUGGUCGACGCUGCAUCUGCAUAAUAUCCUGCUUUCUUCUCUUCAUUAUGCACUUGAAGGACUAUAUAUCUAUUAUAUCCCUGUAAUUACCCAUGCUGUAGCAGCGACCUUUGAAUCGAUGAGCUAUGUAAUCGUCA
Molecule: messenger RNA, 783 nt
Organism: Guyanagaster necrorhizus
Lineage: Eukaryota; Fungi; Basidiomycota; Agaricomycetes; Agaricales; Physalacriaceae
Exons: 3
Coding region: 29-625 (198 amino acids)
Source: RefSeq, a predicted model, not a curated record